Messenger RNA from Bipolaris sorokiniana ND90Pr, 1560 nucleotides. RefSeq lists its product as uncharacterized. Gene Ontology annotation, cellular component: plasma membrane. The record is from RefSeq and is a predicted model, not a curated record. Lineage: Eukaryota; Fungi; Ascomycota; Dothideomycetes; Pleosporales; Pleosporaceae. Bases 1 to 1560 code for a protein of 519 amino acids. The transcript has 2 exons. Gene Ontology annotation, molecular function: calcium-activated cation channel activity.
AUGGAGGAGAUUUCAAAGAUACGGAAGGCCUACAGAGCAGGCGUUCAGAAACGAAGCAAGAAAUCAAAACUUCCCCAAAGAACUAGACACUCAGGCUACAAAUCACGCAGCCUUCUAAACCUCUUCGUCUGGAUGGAACGUGAAAAAGUAGAUACCAGCAUAGUGUAUCGAGAGAAACUUCUUAAAACUAGUGAAGAGAUGGACUUUUAUCGUGCAGCACCAGAGAAAUUUCCACUAUUGCGAUCUGCCUUUAUUACCUUCGCCAAUCCACUAGCCGCUCAUAUGGCAUGUCAAACCGUGAUUCAUACUGGCUCAGGUUAUAUGACACCCCGCACAAUACCUUUGUCCAUUGACGACGUGGUAUGGAGCAAUAUUAACAUUACUUGGAAGGGCAGAACCAUACGCACUGUCCUUUCGAACACGCUUAUCAUGGUAACGGCGACUGCUUGCGUCAUACCAGUAGCUCUGGCAGGUCUGCUCUCCCAGGUCAUCUACAUCACUCGGGUGGUGCCUUGGCUGAGCUGGAUCAGUGAACUUCCAGAAUCCUUCCUAAGUCUACUCCAAGGUGUAUUGGCUCCCACACUAGUGGCCAUCUUGACUAAAGGAUUUGUCGUCGCAUUAGAGUAUUUUGUCAGGCAGCAGGGUAUCUCUUCCAGGAGCCAUAUAGACCUCAAGAUUCAGGAUUAUUACUUUUAUUUCCUCUUUCUCCAAGUUACUCUCGUAGUAUCACUUUCUGCAGGACUUACCGCGAUUGCGAACGAGAUGGCACAUGGAGCCUCAUUGGCUGUGACCUUGGCCAAGAAUCUACCAAAAGCAAGUAAUUACUUCUUGUCAUAUAUUCUCUUACAAGCUUUUUCAAUUAGCGCCAACUCUCUUUUGAGAUUUGAUCGCUUAAUAGGAACCUUUGUACUAGGCCCAAUCUUCGAUAAGUCAAUUACUCAGAUGAUGAUAAGAAGAAAGGGCCAGGACCUCCAAUGGGGCACUUUUGUUCCUUUUUUUACAAAUCUCUCUUGCAUUGGAUUUCUCUACGCCAUUAUUUCACCCAUCAUCAUUCCUUUCCAGGUAGUUAUAAUAAGCUUGUUUUGGAUCAUCUACUCCAGAUCCAGUAUCCUGAUCACUAAGCGGGAUCACGGGGGUCUCUUCUAUCCCAAAGCAAUCAAACAGCUCUUGAUGGGCUUGUAUCUAAUGCAAGUCUUUCUUAUCGCUCUAUUUCUUCUUGUACGAGACUCGCAGGGCAACAUUAAGUGUAUUAGUCAGGCAUGCGUCAUGUUGGUUGCUACAGGGUUGACUGUGAUAUACCAUCGCUUGCUUUGCAGAGCAUUCAAUCCGCUGAUAAGCUUUUCUCCCACUGCGCUCAACGAGAGUCUAGCCGAGGAGGCAAUUCCCCCCCCUCCUUUUCUCCACAAGGCCCUUACAUCAAUUCCAGUGAUUAGAAUCCCUAAAGAUGACCACGGGAUCAGUUCAGCUCGAGCACUGCAGCUUAGAGAGGAACUAAAAGGCGUGGCAAUAUCUGAUACGGACGCUAUCAUAACUGCAUCAGGCAAGAUCCGCUUAAAGUAG